Molecule: messenger RNA, 1542 nt
Organism: Chlamydomonas reinhardtii
Lineage: Eukaryota; Viridiplantae; Chlorophyta; Chlorophyceae; Chlamydomonadales; Chlamydomonadaceae
Exons: 4
Coding region: 118-939 (273 amino acids)
Biological process (GO): mRNA splicing, via spliceosome
Cellular component (GO): spliceosomal complex; U2AF complex
Molecular function (GO): pre-mRNA 3'-splice site binding; metal ion binding
Source: RefSeq, a predicted model, not a curated record
CGUGUUGAACCUAAAGCGACCACCCGAGGUCCUAGCGCAGUUGGCACACUUGAGACCUCCUCACAAUGCGAGCGUAAGUCCUGUUCUGACGGUGUUAGAGUGCAAGAGUGACCGAAAAUGGCCGAGCACUUGGCUAGCAUCUUCGGCACGGAGAAGGACCGCGUGAACUGCCCGUUCUACUUCAAGAUUGGAGCGUGCCGCCAUGGCGAUCGCUGCUCGCGCCUGCACAACCGGCCGACGAUUAGCCCGACCAUUCUAAUGGCGAACAUGUACCAGAAUCCGCUUUUGAACGCUCCGCUGGGGCCGGACGGGCUGCCCAUUCGGGUGGAUCCCAGGGCUGCUCAGGAACACUUCGAGGACUUCUAUGAGGACGUGUUUGAGGAGCUGGCGGCGCACGGUGAACUGGAGAACCUGAACGUGUGCGAUAACUUCGCUGACCAUAUGGUCGGGAACGUGUACGCCAAGUUCCGGGACGAGGACGCGGCUGCACGCGCGCUGACGGCGCUGCAGGGCCGCUACUACGACGGGCGGCCCAUCAUCGUGGAAUUCAGCCCCGUGACUGACUUCCGUGAGGCCACGUGCCGCCAGUACGAGGAAAACACGUGCAACCGCGGCGGCUACUGCAACUUCAUGCACCUGAAGCCCAUCAGCCGGGAGCUGCGCAAGAAGCUGUUUGGGAGGUACAAGCGCCGGGAGCGCAGCCGCAGCCCACGGCGCGACCGCGGCGACCGCGGGGACCGCGGCGAUCGGCGCGAGCGGGACCGUGACUGGGACCGUGGCGACCGGGACCGCGGGCGGGGUCGCAGCCGCAGCCGCAGCCGCGAGCGGGGGGGUGGCGACCGGCGCCGCGAGACGUCGGAGGAGCGCCGCGCAAAGAUUGCAGCAUGGAACACAGAGCGUGACGGAAGUGCUGGUGGCGGCGGCGGUGGUGGGUGGUGAGGCCUGCACAUGGGCGUGGGCAAGCGGAUGGGAAGGCUGGACGGGGGAGCGGACCCACGUCUGAGCAACUGUUGAGGUGGCUUCGACAUAUAACCACGCUUUCAGUUCGCCUUGGUCAGUCCGGCGGGCCUUCGCAAUGCCUGGCGGCGCGGCAGCAUGAACUGUGCGAUAUUGCGUCAGGAGUUGCAUGCGUUCAAGCGCCCACGAGCCCGUGUGGGGGCUGGGCAUGGCAACCUGAGACGUGUCUUGAGCUCUUCCUGCACACGGACAGUGCGCGAUAUAGCACAGCGAUAGCGGCAAGCGGCUUUAAUGGACUUUGCUGGAAUUCAAUUGCGAUGAGCGGGCGAUGUGGGUGCGCGGCGUCAUGGACGUGAUUGGCGCAUGGCCGGCGAAGCAGUGGGCGGCGGGAGCUGGGCACAGUGCGUCCAUGCGGAGCGUGGGAUGUUGGUUUGCGUUUAGCAGUGUUCAUGUUGUGGCGGGAGAUGGGCCUGUUGACUUGGGCUAGGAUGGGGCUAAGCAGGUCGCAAGAUGGGCUGUUGUGCGAAGCUAGCAGUAACCCAGGCGGACGACGGGCGGCAAUCCCAAAUGUAAGUUUAGUUGUUU